AUGAAAAUAACAUAUUGUACGGAUGUCGACAGAUCAGUUGUAUUAAGUAAUUUUGAGAAACGAGGCUGGUUACACGUUGGCCCUGAUGAUGAUUGGAAUUUUUAUUGGGCUGGUAUACAAACAUGUCGUAGUUUAUUUAGUAUUGAUAGCGGCUAUAGAAUGCAUGACAACCAAAUGAUCAAUCAUUUUCCCAAUCAUUAUGAACUCAGUCGUAAAGAUAUGUUGGUUAAAAAUAUUAAACGUUACAGACGUGAACUCGAAAGAGAGGGAAGUCCAUUAGCUAAGCGUUUAGAUGGAAAAUAUCUGUAUUUAGAUUUUAUUCCAGUUACAUUUGUGUUGCCAGCAGACUAUAAUUUGUUUGUAGAAGAAUACCGCAAGGUUGGCCCAAGUACAUGGAUUAUGAAACCAGUUGGAAAAUCUCAAGGAACUGGAAUAUUCCUCAUUAAUAAAUUAUCAAAAUUGAAGAAAUGGUCUAGAGAAGGCAAAAAUAAUAAUUUCAAUACAUCUACCAUAAAGGAAUCAUAUGUUAUAUCUAAGUAUAUUGAUAAUCCAUUACUCAUUGAUGGUAAAAAGUUUGAUCUUCGUUUAUAUGUUUUGGUCACAUCUUUUCGUCCAUUAAAAGCAUACUUGUUUAAGUCAGGCUUUUGUCGGUUCUGUACAGUCAAAUAUAACACUAGUGUUGCAGAUAUAGAAAACUUAUUGGUCCAUUUGACUAAUGUCUCCUUACAAAAACAAGGUGAUGAAUACAACAGUAUACAUGGCGGUAAAUUAAGCAUUCAAAAUUUAAGACUAUUUUUGGAAAGCACAAGAGGAAAAACAGUAACUGAAGCACUUUUUAAUAAUAUUGUUUGGUUGAUUGUUCAUUCUUUAAAAUCUGUGAGUUACAUAAUGGCUAAUGAUAGACAUUGUUUUGAAUGUUAUGGAUAUGAUAUAAUAAUUGAUGAUAAUUUAAAACCCUGGCUAAUUGAAGUAAAUGCAUCUCCUUCAUUAACAUCUACUACAACUAAUGAUCGUAUUUUGAAGUAUAAAUUGAUUGACAAUAUGUUAAGUGUAGUUUUACCACCCAGUGGAAUACCUGAUGUACGUUGGAAUAAAUGUCCAUCUCGAGAGGCUAUGGGAAAUUUUGAGCUAUUAAUUGAUGAAGAGUUAGCGGCAAAAGAUAAACCUGGACCAUCAACUAAAGUUGAUCUAAAGGAUAGAUUAAAGCGAAAGACCUAA
Messenger RNA from Macrosiphum euphorbiae (potato aphid), 1218 nucleotides. Lineage: Eukaryota; Metazoa; Arthropoda; Insecta; Hemiptera; Aphididae. The record is from the annotation of a GenBank genome assembly.